Messenger RNA from Molossus molossus (Pallas's mastiff bat), 2725 nucleotides. It is a transcript of the gene PPP2R5B, whose product is annotated as protein phosphatase 2 regulatory subunit B'beta. NCBI's taxonomy places the organism in Eukaryota, Metazoa, Chordata, Mammalia, Chiroptera, Molossidae. The record is from RefSeq and is a predicted model, not a curated record. The transcript has 14 exons. Gene Ontology annotation, molecular function: protein phosphatase activator activity. Bases 594 to 2087 code for a protein of 497 amino acids. Gene Ontology annotation, biological process: signal transduction; protein dephosphorylation. Gene Ontology annotation, cellular component: nucleus; protein phosphatase type 2A complex; cytosol.
GAUGUCAUCCUGAGCAGCUGGGCGGCGGGUGCCGGUGCGCGCAGAGCCAGGGCUCCCGCGGCGCCGCGCUGCGCCAGGUCGGGUCCCAGGACUUGAGAAGAGGUCCGCGCGCUGCCCAGGCCAGCCCACCGCCCGCCGGCCGAGCACCCGCGCCCCGGCCUGGGGCUGAGCUGAGGGUAUGCUCCGGCCCCCCCCUCCCCCCCGGAGCCCGAGAGAGAACCCAGGAGCGCCGCCGCCCAGCAGCCGGAGCAGAACCGCGGUGAAGGAGCUCUGAACAGCUGCCCCCUCCCCACCAGCAGCCCUUGAGGUCUGGGGCCCAAAGUCUGGGCUUCUUAGAAAUCCAGGGUGGGAACCCUAACUGGACUCUUCGUGACCCCCAGGAAGGACCUGAGGGCCUGAGCCAUCCUCCUCUCUACCCUGCCUGCCCCCCAGGACUGGGCAGUUGCCGGAGGCCCUGGGGGGGGGCCCGGACUGUGGUUGUGCCCCCCCCCUCCCAGGAUGGGCCCAAGUUAGUCAGCCAGGCCUCACUCAGCAUCCUCCAGGGCCAGCAGGAACCCCGGGGUCUCUGAAGGCUUGACCACUGCCUGGCUGUCAUGGAAACAAAGCUGCCCCCUGCGAGUACCCCCACCAGCCCCUCUUCCCCUGGGCUGUCACCUGUGCCCCCGCCCGACAAGGUGGAUGGCUUCUCCCGCCGGUCCCUUCGAAGGGCCCGGCCCCGGAGGUCCCAUAGUUCCUCUCAGUUUCGUUAUCAGAGCACCCAGCAGGAGCUCACUCCACUGCCCCUGCUCAAAGAUGUGCCGGCCUCCGAGCUGCACGAGCUGCUGAGCAGGAAGCUGGCCCAAUGUGGGGUCAUGUUUGACUUCUUGGACUGUGUGGCCGACCUGAAGGGGAAGGAGGUGAAGCGUGCGGCACUCAACGAGCUGGUGGAGUGCGUGGGGAGCACCCGGGGGGUCCUCAUUGAGCCUGUCUACCCAGACAUCAUCCGUAUGAUCUCAGUAAAUAUCUUCCGGACCCUGCCACCCAGUGAGAACCCCGAAUUUGACCCUGAAGAAGAUGAGCCCAACCUUGAGCCUUCAUGGCCACAUCUGCAGCUGGUAUAUGAGUUUUUCCUGCGUUUCUUGGAGAGCCCAGACUUCCAGCCCUCCGUGGCCAAGAGAUAUGUGGAUCAAAAGUUUGUCCUGAUGCUCCUGGAGCUAUUUGAUAGCGAGGACCCCCGGGAGCGUGAGUACCUCAAGACCAUCCUGCACCGGGUCUAUGGCAAGUUCCUGGGGCUCCGGGCCUACAUCCGCAAACAGUGCAGCCACAUCUUCCUGCGGUUCAUCUAUGAACUUGAGCACUUCAAUGGUGUGGCUGAGCUGCUAGAGAUCUUAGGAAGUAUCAUCAAUGGCUUUGCGCUACCCCUGAAGACUGAGCACAAGCAAUUCCUGGUUCGGGUCCUGAUUCCCCUGCACUCCGUUAAGUCGCUGUCUGUCUUUCACGCCCAGCUGGCAUAUUGUGUGGUGCAGUUCCUGGAAAAGGAUGCCACCUUGACAGAGCAUGUGAUCCGGGGACUGCUCAAAUACUGGCCAAAAACCUGCACCCAGAAGGAGGUGAUGUUUCUGGGGGAGAUGGAAGAGAUUCUUGAUGUCAUCGAGCCCUCCCAAUUUGUGAAGAUCCAGGAGCCCCUCUUCAAGCAGGUGGCUCGCUGUGUGUCCAGCCCCCAUUUCCAGGUUGCAGAGCGGGCUCUGUAUUUCUGGAACAACGAGUAUAUCCUGAGCCUCAUUGAGGACAACUGCCACACUGUGCUACCUGCUGUGUUUGGGACCCUCUACCAAGUCUCCAAGGAGCACUGGAAUCAAACCAUUGUAUCUCUGAUCUACAAUGUGCUCAAGACCUUCAUGGAGAUGAAUGGGAAGCUGUUUGAUGAGCUCACAGCCUCCUACAAGCUGGAAAAGCAGCAGGAGCAGCAGAAGGCCCAGGAGCGUCAGGAGCUGUGGCAAGGCCUGGAGGAGCUACGGCUACGCCGGUUACAGGGGACCCAGGGGGCCAAAGAGGCUCCCCUCCAGCGCCUUACACCCCAGGUGGCUGCCAGUGGGGGUCAGAGCUAGAGAUCCCAUAGAAAGGGAGGAGCUAAACCCAGAGCUAUCGGUCCCUCUAUCCCCUCUUCUGCCCAGGGGCCCAGAGAGACACACACCUACCCCUGGCCUUGCCAGAGUGGGCUUGGAGGGCUUCCUGCCUGGCCCAACGUGGGCAGCUUUCACUGUGGGGAGAGGAGAGGACAUGGAGGUCCUGGCAACAGAACUCUCAGGCCCUUGUGGCAGGACUUGACCAGGGCAAGCCUGACCAGGAAGCUGCCAUCAGGGAUCUCCCUGCCCCGAAAAGCUGGGCUCCAGACUGCAGGCAGGUUCCCAGCCCCUACUCCCAGCCUAGGGCAAUGGGACUCAGCUCCUCGUGCACCCCCCUCGUGCCAGCGCGAGGUCCUUCCUCACCCCACCAUGGAUCCAUGGUCUAUUUAUUCUCCCCUGCUCACCCCCAACACAGACGCUGUCCUGGGCCCAGGGCAUCCUCCUUUCCUCCCCUCCCUCACCCUAUACUUUCUUGUCCCCUUUUUAUUUAUUGGGCAGGGGGAGGGGUGAGGGCACAGGAAGAAGAGAUUCCCCAUGUCCUGGGGCAAGGUGGAGUCAGUUACCAUGGUCUGUUCCCCUUCCACUGGCUGGGGGUAGACCUAAUAAAGACAGAAACUCGA